Equus quagga is the source of this 5938-nucleotide messenger RNA. It is a transcript of the gene MYH15, whose product is annotated as myosin heavy chain 15. The transcript is spliced from 41 exons. The coding region runs from base 39 to 5822 and encodes 1927 amino acids. The record is from RefSeq and is a predicted model, not a curated record. Gene Ontology annotation, molecular function: actin filament binding; cytoskeletal motor activity; ATP binding. NCBI's taxonomy places the organism in Eukaryota, Metazoa, Chordata, Mammalia, Perissodactyla, Equidae. Gene Ontology annotation, cellular component: myosin complex.
UUUAGGCCUAAGCCUGUUUGGGUGGAUCACUUUAGAGGAUGGACCUAUCAGAGCUUGGAGAGGCUGCAACCUUCCUCAGAAGAAGCAAGGCUGAGCUGCUUCUGCUACAGGCCAAGGCCUUUGAAGGGAAGAAGAAAUGCUGGAUUCGUGAUGGCAAGAAUGCUUAUGUUGAGGCUGAGGUUAAAGGGAGUGGAGAUGAUGGCGAAAUCAUUGUUGAGACAACAGAUGGAAAGAGUCUGAGCGUCAAGGAAGACGAAGUCCAGCAGAUGAAUCCUCCAGAGUUUGAAAUGAUUGAAGACCUGGCCAUGCUGACUCACCUCAACGAAGCCUCUGUGCUGCAUACCCUGAAGAGGCGCUAUGCCCAUUGGAUGAUCUAUACAUAUUCGGGUCUCUUCUGUGUGAGCAUAAACCCUUACAAGUGGCUUCCAGUGUAUCAGAAAGAAGUCGCGGCUGCCUACAAAGGGAAGAGGCGAUCACAGGUGCCCCCUCACAUCUUCGCUGUGGCUGAUAAUGCCUUUCAGGAUAUGCUUCACACUCGAGAGAAUCAGUCUAUACUCUUCACAGGAGAAUCUGGUGCUGGAAAGACUGUGAACACGAAGCAUAUUAUCCAGUAUUUUGCCACCAUGGCAACGAUGGGGGAAUCCAGGGAAAAGCUGGGGACUUCAGAAGAUCUACUCAUGCAAGUGAAUCCUAUCUUGGAAGCGUUUGGAAAUGCCAAAACCCUGAGAAAUGACAAUUCCUCUCGUUUUGGCAAAUUCAUCAGGAUGUACUUUGGUGCCAGAGGCAAGCUGUCAUCUGCCGACAUUGAUGUCUAUUUGCUUGAAAAAUCCCGGGUGAUUUUUCAGCAGCCUGGAGAGAGAAACUACCACAUAUUCUAUCAAAUUCUGUCUGGAAAAAAAGAACUUCACGACAUGCUCCUGGUGUCUGAGAAUCCCUAUGACUUUCCCUUCUGCUCUCACGGAGUAGUUGCUGUGGACAGCUUGGACGAUGCUGAAGAAUUUCUGGUCACAGAUCAAGCCAUGGACGUCAUGGGCUUCCUUCCUGAUGAGAAGUAUGGAUCCUAUAAACUCGCUGGAGCCAUCAUGCACUUAGGAAACAUGAAAUUCAAACAGAAACCCAGAGCAGAGCAGGUGGAAGCAGAUGGCGCGGAAAGUGCUGACAAAGCUGCUUUCCUCAUGGGCAUUAACUCCUCUGAGUUGGUGAAGGGCUUGAUCCAGCCUAGAAUCAAAGUUGGUAAUGAAUAUGUCACUAGAGGUCAAAAUGUAAAACAGGUGACCUAUGCUGUUGGUGCCCUGUCCAAGUCCAUAUAUGAAAGGAUGUUCAAGUGGUUGGUGGCACGUAUGAACAGAGCCCUGGAUGCCAAGCUGUCAAGGCGGUUCUUCAUUGGCAUUCUUGACAUUACUGGUUUUGAAAUCCUUGAUUAUAACAGCCUUGAGCAACUUUGCAUUAAUUUUACCAAUGAAAAAUUACAACAGUUCUUCAAUCAGCACAUGUUUGUUCUGAAGCAAGAGGAGUACAGGAAAGAAGGCAUUGACUGGCUGCCCAUUGACUUUGAUCUGGGUUUGCAAGCCUGCAUAGAUCUCGUUGAGAAGCCAAUGGGCAUCUUUUCCAUCCUUGAAGAGGAAUGUAUGUUUCCUCAGGCUACAGAUGUGACCUUCAGGACCAAACUUUUUGACAACCAUUUUGGAAAGUCGGUUCAUUUCCAGAAGCCCAAACCUGAUAAUGAGAAGAAAUAUGAAGCUCACUUUGAACUUGUCCAUUAUGCAGGAGUGGUGCCUUAUAACAUCAGUGGCUGGCUCCAAAAGAACAGAGACCUUCUUAAUGAAACAGUGGUGGCUGUAUUUCAGACGUCAUCCAACAGACUCCUGGCAAACCUUUUUGAAAAUUUUAUCAGUGCUGACAGUGCUCUACAGUUUGGGGAAAAGAAGCGCAAGAAAGGAGCUUCAUUCCAAAUGGUUGCAUCUCUGCAUAAAGAAAACCUAAAUAAAUUGAUGACUGAUCUGAAAUCAACAGCCCCUCAUUUUGUGAGAUGCAUAAAUCCCAAUGUGAACAAAAUGCCAGGUGUGAUGGACCCUUACUUGGUUCUACAGCAGCUGCGCUGUAAUGGCGUCUUGGAGGGGAUUAGGAUCUGUUGUGAAGGUUUUCCAAGCCAAAUGCUCUAUGCAGAUUUUAAACAAAGGUACUGCAUUCUAAACCCAAAGGCUUUUCCAAAAAGCAAGUUUGUGAGCAACAGAAAAGCAACUGAAGAAUUUCUUAGCUCCUUGCAGAUAGACCAUACCCAGUACUGCUUUGGAAUCACAAAGGUGUUUUUAAAAGCUGGCUCUCUGGACCAACUAGAAGCAAUGAAAGAUGAAAGACUAUCUAAAGUCUUCACAUUGUUCCAAGCCAGAGUACGGGGCAAACUGAUGCGAAUCAAAUUGCAGAGAAUUCUGGAAGAGAGGGACGCACUUCUUUUGAUCCAGUGGAACGUCAGAGCUUUCAUGGCUGUGAAGAACUGGCCCUGGACGAGGCUCUUCUUCAAGAUCAAGCCUCUUGUUAAAUCUGUGGGAACAGGAGCAGAGAUGGCUGGACUGAAGGAAGAGUGCGUGCAACUGCAAAAAGCCUUGGAGAAAUCGGAAUGUCAGAGGGCGGACCUGAAGGCGCAGCAAGUGUCCCUCAGCCGGGAAAAGAAUGACCUGCUUCUUCAGCUGCAGGCUGAGCAAGAGACCCUGGCGAAUGUUGAAGAGCGGUGCGAGUCGCUGAUUAAAUCCAAGAUCCAGCUGGAGGCCAGCGUCAAGGCGCUGUCUGCGCGGGUGGAGGAAGAAGAGGAGAUAAAUUCUGAGCUGACUGCCAGGGGGCGGCAACUCGAAGAUGAAUGUUCCGAGUUGAAGAAAGAAAUCGAUGACCUGGAAACAAUAUUGGCGAAGUCAGAGAAAGAGAAGCGUGCUACAGAGCACAAGGUCAAGAACUUGACUGAGGAAGUGGAGUCUCUGAACGAGGAUAUCAGCAAGCUUCACAGAGCAGCCAAGGUCAUGCAGGAGGCCCAUCAGCAGACCCUGGACGACCUGCACACGGAGGAGGAGAAGCUCAGCAACCUGAGCAAGGCCAAGCUGAAAGUGGAACAGCAACUGAGUGAGCUUGAGGGUGCCUUUGAGCAGGAGAGAAAAGCAAGAAUGAACUGUGAAAGGGAAAAGCGCAAACUGGAGGGUGAUUUCAAGCUGACCCAGGAGAGUGCGGAGUUCCUGGAGAGCAGCCAGCUGCAGCUAGCAGAAAAGAUGAGGAAAAAAGAAUUAGAAAUGAGUCAGAUGAAAUCAAAGGUGGAGAAGGAAAAAGGCCUGGUGGCUCAGCUUCAGAAGAUUGCUAAAGAGCUUCAGGCUCAGAUACAGGAUUUGAAAGAGGAACUAGAAGCUGAAAGGACCACUCGAGCCAAGGUGGAGAGGGAGAGAGCCGACCUCACCCAAGAACUGGAAGAGUUGAAUGAGAGGCUGGAGGAGGCAGGAGGGGCCAGUUUGGCUCAGCUCGAGAUAACUAAGAAACAGGAAAUAAAAUUCCAGAAGCUUCGCCAAGACAUGGAGGAGGCCACAUUGCACUUUGAGACAAUUUCUGCCUCUUUGAAGAAGAGACAUGCAGACAACCUGGCUGGGCUUGAGAACCAAGUAGAGAGUCUACAACAGGUCAGGCAAACAUUGGAAAAAGAUAAGAGUGAUUUGCAGCUAGAAGUGGAUGACCUCCUGACCCAUGUUGAGCAGAUGAGCAGAGCUAAGAAUAAUGCUGAGAAGCUCUCCAGUCUGUAUGAAGAGCGCUUGAAUGAAGCAAAUGCAAAGCUAGAUGAAGUGACUCAGUUGGCAAAUGACCUGACAGCACAGAAGACAAAGUUACGGUGUGAGAAUGGCGAGUUCCUAAGGAGGCUGGAAGAGAAGGAGGCUCUGAUAAAGCAACUUUCCAGGGAAAAGAGCACCUUCACUCGGCAGAUGGAAGAACUGAAAGGACAACUGGAAGAGGAGACCAAAUCACAGAGUGCCCUGGCCCAGGCCCUGCAGUCAGCCAAGCAUGACUGCGCCCUUCUACGAGAGCAGUACGAGGAAGAACAGGAGGCCAAGGCUGAGCUGCUUCGGGCUUUAUCCAAAGGCAAUGCUGAAAUAGUGCAGUGGAGAAUGAAGUACGAAGAUGACACCAUCCAGAGAACUGAGGACUUGGAGGAUGCCAAGAAGAAGCUGGCAAUGAGGUUGCAGGAGGCUGCUGAAGCCGUGGGGGUGGCCAAUGCCAGAAAUGCCUCCCUGGAGAGGGCCAGACACCGACUGCAGCUGGAGCUCGCGGACGCCCUGUCGGACCUCAGGCAGGCACGCUCCGCGGCCGCCGCGCUGGACCAGAAGCAGCGGCUCUCUGACAAGAGCCUGGAAGACCAGAAGCAGAAGCACGAGGAGUCCCAGGCGAUGCUGGACACCGCUCAGAAGGAGGCCCGGGCCCUCAGCACAGAGCUCCUCAAGCUCCGGCACGCCUACGAGGAGAGCACCAUGAGCCAGGAGACCCUCCGGAGGGAGAACGAGAACCUCCGAGAAGAGAUUUUGAAUCUGACAAAUCAGGUGAGAGAAGGAAACAAGAACUUAAGUGAAAUGGAAAAGGUCAGGAAACGGAUUGAACAAGAGAAGACUGAAGUCCAGGUGGCACUGGAAGAAGCAGAGGGAGCUCUGGAACGUAAUGAAAGCAAGAUUCUUCGCUCCCAGCUUGAACUCUUGGAAACUAAAGCGGAACUGGAAAGAAAGCUUUCAGAGAAAGAUGAAGAAAUAGAAAACUUUAGGAAGAACCAGCAGUGUGCUAUUGACUCACUGCAGUCUAGUCUGGAUUCGGAAACUAGGAGCAGAGUGGAGGCUGCCCGGCUGAAGAGGAGCAUGGAAGGGAACCUCAGCGAGAUGGAACUCCAGCUUAGCUGUGCCAACCAGCAGGCGUCAGAGGCAACAAGGUCUCUGGGUCAGCUUCAGAUUCAAAUCAAGGACCUGCGGGUGCAGCUGGAUGACAGCACACACCUGAAUAGUGAGCUGAAGGAGCAGGUGGCUGUGGCUGAGCGGCGCAACUCUCUUCUCCAGUCUGAACUAGAGGAACUAAGGUCCUUGCAAGAGCAGACAGAACGCGGGCGCAAGCUGGCGGAGGAAGAGCUCCUGGAGGCCACAGAAAGAAUAAAUCUACUCCAUACCCAGAACACAAGUCUCCUCAGCCAGAAGAAGAAACUGGAGGUUGAUGUUGCCAGGUUGCAGAAAGAAACCGAAGAGGCGGUGCAGGGGUGUCAAAAUGCUGAAGAGAAGGCUAAGAAGGCAGUCACGGAGGCAGCAAACAUGUCAGAAGAACUGAAGAAGGAGCAAGACACCAAUGCCCACCUGGAGAGGAUGAGAAAAAAUAUGGAGCAGACAAUUAAAGACUUGCAAAAGAGGCUGGAUGAAGCUGAGCAGACUGCCCUGCUGGGGAGUAGAAAGCAAAUCCAGAAACUAGAAUCCAGGGUUCGUGAACUGGAAGGUGAACUGGAAGGCGAAGUCCGGCGCACUGCAGAGGCCCAGAGGGGAGCCCGUCGGCUGGAGCGGUGCGUCAAAGAGCUGACCUAUCAGGCAGAAGAAGACAAGAGAAAUCUGAGCAGGAUGCAGACUCUGACGGAUAAUCUUCAGCUGAAAGUGCAAAGUUACAAGCAGCAAAUCGAGACGGUGGAAGCACAAGCCAAUCAAUACCUCUCUAAGUAUAAGAAGCAGCAACAUGAGUUGAACGCAGCUAAGGAAAGGGCAGAGAUAGCAGAAUCUCAAGUCAAUAAACUCAAGAUUAAAGCAAAAGAGCUUGGAAAAAAGGUUCAUGAAGAAUAAGCAGCCCUCGCUUAUGAAGGACAGUGGCUGGAGACGUACCAGGAAGGCACCAUUUUAUGGCCAAAAACUCAAGUUGCAUUUGAAACAAACAUUAAAAAAAACCCAUGUUUUUAUGU